This is a messenger RNA of Oncorhynchus keta (chum salmon), 1218 nucleotides long. RefSeq names its product LRP2 binding protein (gene lrp2bp). Gene Ontology annotation, molecular function: protein binding. The record is from RefSeq and is a predicted model, not a curated record. The coding region runs from base 93 to 1130 and encodes 345 amino acids. Lineage: Eukaryota; Metazoa; Chordata; Actinopteri; Salmoniformes; Salmonidae. The transcript has 9 exons.
UUCUGGGGGCAUCUUUAUGGAAUAACAGUGAGCCCAACCACCAAUUACUAUUCAAUUUAAUAGCUACCUCUGUAAGGCUCUGAGGCAAGGGUAUGAAGUCGGGUUAUAAAAUCGAUGCUCCAAAGAAACACAGCCAAGAAAAGGUGUUUCGUGCCAUCACGGAUGCCACCCGAGAUGAAGGAGGGAAACCGACUUCACACCAAGAGAGCCUUGCCACUCAGGUGGAGAGGGCUGAGAGACUGCUGAAGGGUAGAGCAGAAGGGGGAGACAAGCAGGCCCUUUUCCUGCUGGGACAGCUGUACUAUUAUGAGGGGCGCUAUGAGGAGGCAGAGAGAGUCUUUGACGGCCUUAAGGACAGCGAUCCCAGAGCCCUCUUCCAGCUAGCUGUCAUGUAUUAUGAUGGCCUGGGCACUGCUAUGGAUCAAGCAAGGGCAGUGGACUACAUGAGGAGAGUUGUCCAGUGGAAUAACCCAGAGGCAGGCUCCAUCAGAUACACUGCUCUGUAUCACAUUGGCAUAGCCUACCUGGAGGGCUAUGGGGUCCAGAAAUCCAAUACAGAAGCAGAAAGUUACUGGCUCCUUGCUGCUGAUGAGGGAAACCCCAGAGCCUGUGUAAAAGCUCAGAGUUCUCUGGGUAUGUUCUACUCUAGACCUGAGACACAGGACCUCAAAAGGGCGUUCUUCUGGCACUCAGAGGCCUGUGGCAAUGGCAGUCUGGAGUCCCAGGGUGCACUGGGGAUCAUGUACUUGUAUGGUCAGGGCAUCCAGCAGGACCCCAAGGCUGCCAUUGAGUGCCUGAAGGAAGCGGCUGAGCGGGGGAAUGUGUACGCCCAGGCCCACCUGGCUGCCUACUACUACCACAGGAAGCUCUACUCCAGAGCAGCAGCCCUUGCCAAAAGGAUUACCAAUUACGAUGACAUUGCUGCCAUCGCCAUGGUCACCGACUGCCUGCCUGAAUACGUAAUUAAGGGCGUGGCCAUUGCUCUUUUCUACUACGCCCGCUGUCUGGAACUGGGAAAGGGGGUUCCUCAGAGCAAGGAGAAGGCCUGGCAAUACUUCACUAAGGCUGCUCGGCUAAACCCAGAAGUGUGCCAGGACCUCCAGAGGGACAUCAUCUUUAGCAGAAUGUAGAGAUCCACCAUCAUGACCUUAGUUAGGGAGUCCAGAUAACAGUCUCCUCUGUUGCUUUGAGAUGACUUGAGUAAAUAUCAGACCUGAA